Schistosoma mattheei is the source of this 1009-nucleotide messenger RNA. The record is from the annotation of a GenBank genome assembly. NCBI's taxonomy places the organism in Eukaryota, Metazoa, Platyhelminthes, Trematoda, Strigeidida, Schistosomatidae.
GGAAAGUGUUUAGAGUUUCUACUGUCUCAUGAAGAUAUACCACAAGGAGCUGUUCUUUCACCUAUUCUUUCCUCUUUUUUCUGCAUGGUCUGCCAUUUCCACAGAAAACACUUUUGUGAAAUAUGCGGAUGAUCUCACUGUAUGUAUGCCUAUCUCUUACUCUUUACAUCCCAUAGAAAUGAACGAGUUUUUGUCUCGUACUGAUUGUUGAUCUGUUGGUAAUGGUCUUAUAGUUAAUCUAUCUAAAUGUCAAGCUGUUAACUUUAGCAUGAGACAUGGACGGAAUCUAAACACUACUUUGAGAUCCCAUAAUGCUUGUGCUAUUGGAGACUCUUUGAUAAACACAGUGUUGAAGGUCAAUUAUCAUGGUGUUACCUUUUCCUCUGAUCUCUCUUGGUCUUCUCACGUUUUAUUGUUAUCGAAGAAGGUUUUCCGUCUGACUUACUACAUAAAGAGAUUGCAUGCUCUUGGGAUUACUCGUCAUUUACUCUUACAAUUUGUCAAUUCUUGCAUAUUACCUAUUAUUGUUUACUGUUCUCCAUUAUUCUUUUCUGGGCUUUUGAGAAAAGACUUUGCUGUAUUGCAGAGAGUGCUGAAGGCAGUUAGCAAGGUGUGUGGUGAAUCUUUCGAGGUCAUAAUUAAUAUGGUUGUGGACAGACAUCUUAAGUCAUACAAACUCCUGGCAAGUGUUAUUUUAUCACAUACUAACCAUCCCCUUCACUCUUAUCUUUCUCCUUGUAUAUCCUCUGGUAGAAUGAGACGUCAUUACAUUAAAAUCCAUGCAUGCAAGCAAAAGUAUAAAAGUUCUAUAAUACCUUACCUAGCAAAUAUAUUCUGUGACGAAGUCAAUCAUAUGUAAUCAUAGUUGAAACUAUUCGAAAUAGGAGAUGAAAAGCCAAAAUCAGAAACUAUUCAAAAGAAGGAGAAUAUCUUAAAACACAAUAAUUUACCAGUAUAUGGUUGUGCAGGUUAUUAAGUGUUUUAAUGAGAUCAUGAACCGAUUGAUGUU